Molecule: messenger RNA, 1397 nt
Organism: Labrus mixtus (cuckoo wrasse)
Lineage: Eukaryota; Metazoa; Chordata; Actinopteri; Labriformes; Labridae
Product: natterin-3-like
Exons: 3
Coding region: 128-1330 (400 amino acids)
Source: RefSeq, a predicted model, not a curated record
CUCUCUCUCUAUCUCUGUCUCUCUCUCUCUCUCUCUCUCCGGUUUAUUGCGUGCAAUAAGUGUGAGAGGAGGUUUUAAAGGUGAGUUCAGACUGCAGGCGGCGUCACUGCAGGAGGAACCCGUCGAGAUGAGGAGGUGUGUAGCUGUCGUCCUGGUGGUGCUGCAGCUCUGCAGCCCUGCGCUGCAGUCUGACCCUCUGCUCUACAUCUCCAAGCUGCAGGACGGCCAGGAAAAACCCACAGCUUGGCUGAACCCCGCACUGGAAGACGUCGUCCCAUCCCGGGAACUCACAAACACUGCGACCGUUCGAGACGUCCCUGAAACUGAGACGACCUCCCGCUCCUUCCCCAUGUUCGGUGAGUACUCCAACCUCAAGUGGGUCACGUGGAACGGCUCGCUCCCAAACGGCGCCGUCGCCAUCUUCAACGGCUACACCGAGCGCACCGACUACGUGUGCAAAGUGAACUGCGAGGCCGGCUUCUACUCUCCCAGCAAAGGGAAGUUCUGCCAGUACCCGUACGCCGAUGCCGAGUACAGGUCCUCCAAGUUUGAAGUGCUGGUCAACGUGGACCACUUUGAGUUCCUGCAGUGGGUCGAAGACUCGUACGGGUCGGUCCCAAAGUACUCGGUCAAAACCUGCGCCAACUCAGAGAUCUACGUGGGUAAAAACAAGUACGGGCUGGGCAAAGUGGUGACCCAACACGAGGCCUUCUUCCUCCCGUACGAGGGAGAGGAGUACUGGUACAAAGACUACCAGGUGCUCGCCAUCAACACCGAGAGCUACAGCCAGCACAUCUCUCACGUGGAGUACGGCGUGGACCAGAUGGAGCUGUUCCACCACCCCCCCGAGGCCCUGCAGCUCGCCAAAGUCACCAACCUGGAGUGCAACAGCGUGCAGAAGACGGUGACUCUGGAGAAGUCCAGUUCGCUGGCAAAAACCUGGGACAUCGGCAGGGAGACGCGCAAUGGCUCCGUCUCAACCAUGAAGGCCAAAGUCCCCUUGCUCGGCCCGGGGACGGUCGACUUCACCGAGGAGCAGACGCUGACCUUCUCCGAGGGAACCACCGUGGUGGAAAUCAUGGGGCACGCCGUCUCCGUGCAGCUGCUGGUCCCGCCCAACUACUCCUGCGCCGUGAGGAUGGAAGGCAGGAAGAUGACGGCCGACAUCCCCUUCACCGGCCGGCUGAGCAGGACCAACCACAACGGAGAAACCCACUGGACGUACAUCACCGGAAGCUACGAUGGUGUGAACGUCGGCGAGAUCAACGCCGUGGUGGAGAGGUGUCAGCCGGUGGCGGAUGCUGUCCCCUGUCCCACAGAUCAACACUAAACAUCAGCGUGUUUAAUGCUCAGAAGUCAAAAAUGAAUGUUUUCAAAUAAACGAACGUUAGAACUAA